ACAUCGAGCAAGCAAAAAAGAUAACAAAAAGUAAACACAAUCUACUCACUAUCAGGUGUAUUCCUGGUGCUAAAAUAUCGCAUUACCCACAAAACGCAACAAACCGACUUCUGUUGUCAUUUCAGUAAGUACAAGGGUGAGAAUGGAGUAGGCUGGCGUCGGCUUAAAAGAAUUUGCUCGAAAAACCGCGGGAGAUGUUGGCUACCUGUGGUGCCUGCACAAAAUGAACCAUUAUCAUACUAUUCCAGUAGGGUAUUCAAAAAUUAUCCACAAUAGAUUUACGCUGGACGGUUAAUGCUAAUCCUGGUGUUUCACAAGACUACAUAAAAAGACACUUCGUGCCAUUUGCUCGCUUCUAUGGUUACACUCGAUGAGUGGAAUAUUCAAUUAGGGACACCAACAAAACGAAAACAAACAAUGAAAUAAAAGGCACAUGAAUCAACAAGGAAAGCAAGCCCGGUGCACUACUUUAGAUUACCCUAUUACUCUAUGGCGAACUUUGCACUCUAUUUCUUUCAAUAGCUCAAAAGGAGACAGAAAUUGCAGGGAACAGCGUUUCUGAUUGGCUGUCAUUUGGCGUUCGACGCGCCGUUCUAAAUCACGUGACGUAUCGGCGGCGCUGCACAUUCAAGUAAACCACCCGUUCUCUCGGGUAUCACCUUUACUCUACCUUGGAGUGUUUCAAGAGAUUGAUAAUCCCGCCGUGGGAUGGAGAACAGUACAGAAUGGAUUCUUGUUGCGCCGGGGUGCUUGGGGCUACAAGGGUGGAAAGGUUUUACUUACUUGAACCAAGGCCUUGUGAUCGGUAUUGUGGUGUUGACAAUUAUGGUCGGAGUUUGCGGUACGGUGGCUAAUACUCUUGUUCUUAUGGCGGUAUAUCGCACGGUGUCACUCCGCACCACUACCAACCUAUUUUUGACCUCUCUUGCGGUAUCUGACCUCACUAUGGGCUGCGUGAUUGUGCCGUUAUUCGCGUUUGGAGCCGUGAACUGGCCAUACCACUCUAGGUACCCUGUUUUCGGGAUGACUGUAGACUUCAUGCUGAUGCAGUCUCUCAUAGCGUCUACUUAUAACUUAUGUGUUAUAAGCUUUGAUCGGCACGUGGCUGUUAAAGACCCACUUCGUUACAUGUCUAUAAUGACGAAGAAAAGGGUGAUUACUCUCAUCGCUAUUACGUGGUUUGCGUCCGUGGCCUUCUCUGUACAAAGCUUCACAAACGCCAAUUACGAAAAGAGACCAAAGCUGUAUUUUAUUCCGUCUCUGGUGGUUCCUAUGCCAGCAGUGACUUUUAUGAUGUGGUGCUACUGGCGAAUUUAUAAAGAAGCGAUGAGACAAAAAAGACGGAUUCAAGAUCAUAGCCCCAGCGUUAUUUUAGACGAUGAAGAGCCGACAACUGUACAAAGCAACAAAAGUGAAAAGAGGGAAAAAAUGAGAAAGGAAAGGAAAGCAACUAUUACAGUGGCGAUAGUAAUUGGGACAUUUCUUCUUUGCUGGUUACCGAAUAUGAUAGUUUCUAUAGUCCAAUUUAUUUACACUAGCAUCGACUUGUGUAAUGCGGUUAUGAUUGGAGAGUUCUGGCUCAUUUCACUACCUAUUUCAUCCAUUAACUCUGUAGCGAACCCAUUAAUUUAUGUGCUUCGUAAUAACGAAUUUAAGCACGCGGUGAUUGGUAUUCUAAGAUCGAAGGGAGGCUUAAGACAAAUCGGCUGGACUUGAUCAAUCUAUUAGACGCAAUUAGAUAGAAAAGGCAGGAAAAAUUUUGUUUGAUAUUCAAGUUAUCUGUUCCUUGAAAUAUAUAUUUUUUCAUUUCCCCUCACGCUUAGGGAGAACAGCAAGACAUCGUCCCUAUUUCCCGAGCAGGAUCUAAACUUCAAUAUCCCUAUAGCGCUAUUAUGACAAGCGAAAAUGCUAAAGAAUUCCGAAAACUAAACUUUUAUGAGAUUAAGGGAUGAACCCCGGUUCAUAUCACAUCAUUCAUUUCCUUGGGGUAAAGGAAUAGCUCUCUGUCGGCUAUUGGAAUAAAGAUUUCUAUUAUUAAAAUAUAGAAGCUGGAAAGUACCUUUGGCGGGAGGUAAUGUGAAUGGGAAAUGGUAGAGUUAGUAGAAAUGCAAACUUAAUUUGACUUAGAUGUUUCCGGGAUAAAAUGGAGAAAAGUUUCUUGUGCACUUCAGAACCCGUCAAAUAUGAGAAAGACGAAUUGAUUAAUUUCUUAGAUAUAUAUAUCCCUAGAUUUGAAUUUUUAAUAAAGAAGGUUUUUCUUAUCUUUAAGGCGCCUGUCGAAGUAGGGGACUCCGCAAUAUCAUUUGGUUCGUCUUUGACAUAUGUCUUCCAGCUUUAGUAUAUUUGUGAUAGUCAUCCGAUAGUCUAUUUUGUGCAUUUUAAAACACUUUUUUAAUUUCGCACCAAAACCCUUCUACCAACAAAUAAUGCAGAUCUAAUUACCGUAUAGGAUAGUUUUCCGUGGAUGUUUGUCCAGUGCUAAGUACAUAUGCGUCUUAUUACCCUGGCUAGCCCAAAGCUAACAGUACAAAUCUUCAUUUUGCGCUUUUUUAAUAGAAAGGUGUGUACGCUCGGUUUGUUUAACACAUGACAUCUGUUUUAUAAAAGGCUAGCUGUACAAAAUAUCUUUGAAGAUUUGUUUGCAAGACAAACUUCGCAAACCCACUGGCUAUUGCAGAUAAAUUCUCAAUACCGAGGAACAUCAGCUCUACUGUGAAAGUAAUUUUUUUUUCAUAUUAUGGAUAAUAAAAAGAAAUAUAGAGUCGCACGAAUGUUCUGAAUUCACCCAGUUAUCAUGCUGGAAAUUAACUACCCCCAACUGGUACUAUUUAUUAAGCCUAUUCUAUAAUGAAGUCUUAUCUUCUUUGUAGGAGAAGUUCCGAAAGGCUAUAACUGUGAAUUAGACAAUCUCUCUUGACGACGUUUGCGCGAUCUCUUCUUUUGCACGCAAUUAAAACUCAAAUUCCUGAUAGCUUUUUCCUUAUUUGAAGAGUGUUACUACCGCUUUUAAAUCCGUUUGUUCUCCGUUAAUGAUCUUCUCAACGAGGCCAAUGACUAGAUCAUAAAAUAUUCAAAGCGUCCUAUUUGUAGACAUGCUAAAACGCUAAAAACAGCCAAGAAGGAUUAAUUAAAGUGCAUUGGGGGAAAUAUUAUUAGCAAUGGAACUCUUAUAUGGAUUUUGUGUGAGUAAAAAAACCUUUAACGUCAAAAUAUAUUUUCACUUUUCUGUGUAUUGAUAGACGAAUAAAUAACUGAAAAGAUGG
Nematostella vectensis (starlet sea anemone) is the source of this 3263-nucleotide messenger RNA. RefSeq names its product dopamine D2-like receptor. The record is from RefSeq and is a predicted model, not a curated record. The transcript has a single exon. Gene Ontology annotation, molecular function: G protein-coupled receptor activity. Gene Ontology annotation, biological process: adenylate cyclase-activating adrenergic receptor signaling pathway. Lineage: Eukaryota; Metazoa; Cnidaria; Anthozoa; Actiniaria; Edwardsiidae. Bases 709 to 1716 code for a protein of 335 amino acids. Gene Ontology annotation, cellular component: membrane.